Molecule: messenger RNA, 972 nt
Organism: Fusarium mangiferae
Lineage: Eukaryota; Fungi; Ascomycota; Sordariomycetes; Hypocreales; Nectriaceae
Exons: 4
Coding region: 1-972 (323 amino acids)
Biological process (GO): polysaccharide catabolic process
Molecular function (GO): cellulase activity
Source: RefSeq, a predicted model, not a curated record
AUGGCUCUCAUAUCCACCACCACGCUGCUCCAAAGUAGCGUUUCAGCUCUGGCGCCACGGUCACCAGAGGAUGCCACUACUGUCUGCGGGAAAAAGACACUCAACGACAAACAGCGCGAUCUCGAAUAUGCUGCUAAUGCAUGGAACCCAACCUCGGAGGGUUUCCAAUGCCUGACGGUCAAUGAAGACGACACGAAUGUGUGGUUCAACGCUCCUUGGAUGUGGGAGGGCGAUAAGGACAAUGUUCACUCAUACCCCCACGUCAAAUUUCGGCCCUCAAAACUACCACUACCCCUGGCAGAAAUUACCUCAAUGCGCCUGGUGGGGAGUUGGAUGAUGAUAGCGGGAUCCCUGGAGACAGAAACUCUAAAGUUCAGUAGUAGCGAGUGGGACGAAAACAAGUCUUCACUAGUUGCGCUUGGCACCAAAGCCAAUGCUGCAUUUGAUAUGUUUCUGGACACUGACUCAACAAAAUCGACCGACUCGGUCUUGGCCGGUAUUGAGCUCAUGAUAUGGAUUGGUAGUGUUGGUAACCCUUGGCCACUCAAAACUAAGACGCUGGGCACACAGAAACUCGGCGAUAAAGAGUUCACUCUCUACUACGGCAAAAAUCAGCGACACAAUCACGUCUUCACCUGGGUACCGGAUAAAGACGUAGGCGAUAUAACGGAAUUCGACGAAGAUGUUUCACCACUUCUCGAAUAUGUUUGGCGUAACGGCUUGAUUGCAAACUCGACAUACUUGGGCAUAGUUGAGUUCGGGUCAGAGACGUGGCAGUCAUCAGUCAACGUGACCUUCUCGGCGGCAAGUUAUAGCCUGACUAUCAACGCCACGGGGGCUUCUUCGCCAGGGUCUAGAAUCUCUCCGCUGCCAACAGGCUGCUGUGAUCUGGAUUCGAGUGGGUGGAUCCUGCAGAAAAUUUGCUGCAGAUGGCUGUUGGUUGUUAGUCUUGCUUUGUGGGGCAUAAUCUAA